Messenger RNA from Dioscorea cayenensis subsp. rotundata (Guinea yam), 767 nucleotides. RefSeq names its product putative invertase inhibitor. The record is from RefSeq and is a predicted model, not a curated record. Gene Ontology annotation, molecular function: enzyme inhibitor activity. The transcript has a single exon. Bases 150 to 722 code for a protein of 190 amino acids. NCBI's taxonomy places the organism in Eukaryota, Viridiplantae, Streptophyta, Magnoliopsida, Dioscoreales, Dioscoreaceae.
CAAAACAAGCACCACAAGCAACCCCUCCUCCACUCUCUUCCUUCCUCUAUAUAUAUAUAUAUAUAUGACUGAUUCCCAAAGCUCUUCCUCAAAACCCUAGAACAACACCGAGAAGAAGAAGAAGAAGAAGAAGAAGAGGUGAAGAACUAAUGGCGACCCUUUCCCUUCAUUCAAUCCCUAGCGCAAUCACUCUCUACAUCUUCAUCCUCAUCGCUUCAAUCAACGCUGACAACCUAAUCGAAGAAACCUGCAAACAAGUCCCAGAUCUAAAAGACCUGUGUGUGCAAACCCUAACAUCAGAUCCAAAAAGCAAAACAAGCAACGACGCACACGGGCUGACAAGUGUAGCAAUAGGGUUGACGGCGAAGGAAGCGGCAGUGGCAGGAGACCAGAUCACGAGGCUGGCAGAGCAAGUGAAGGCGCAUGAGGAAGAGCUGCUCCAAUGCUUAGCGGAUUGCGAGGAGGAGUAUGAGGAUGCGGUGCAGCAAUUGGAGCAAUGUAGGGUUUCGAUGGAUGAGAAAGAGUAUCAUGAAGUGGUGAUGUUUGUGGAAGCGGCGCUGAAUGAUGUGAAGAAUUGUGAGGAAGCUUGUAAGAAUGUGGAGGAGAAGGAGAAGAAAGAGUUGAUUGAGGAGAAGAAUAAUAAGGUAAGAGAUAUGUGUAAUUUUGCUCUUGCUCUUACUAUUGGAUUGCAACAACAUAAAAAUCAUGUUACUUCUACUUAGUAACACUUACUCAACUUUUGAAUUUUUUUAUUUUUUAUUUUAAUA